AUGCAGAUUGGCUCUACAAUUCCGGCACAGAACCUUCACCUUUUGCAGGCCAGACGUGCCAGCUUCGAGUGCAGGGGGUCGCCAUUAAACCCAGCAACAAGACCAACAGCUCAUGCACAGACUUUGAAACCAGUUACAUCCACCGAGUUUACUCGGAAACACCUCUCCAACCUUGAAAAACUUCUACAAAAGCAAUCUCAACCCAGCCUUCCUCCUGACCUAGAACCAGUUCAAGACGAAUCAAAUAAUUGGUCGCCGGAGAACAAAGGAAAGAAUCCCUUGGAAGGGCUUAAAUUGGCAAGAAUAUGGCCGGAAAUGAAGGCUGCAGAGGAAAUGUCACCGCGAAAUUUGAAUCGUCUUCAACGCCUUCUGUCAAAGUCGCCGGAAUAUUCUCCGAGGAAUAUUCUUGGUAGCCGGUGGCGGGAGUACCACGGCGCCAAUGAUUGGUCCGGCCUCCUCGACCCACUUGACGAGAAUCUCCGGCGAGAGCUGGUCCGAUUUGGUGAGUUUAUUCAGGCGGCUUACCAUAGUUUUCACUCUAAUCCUGCCAUGUCAGCAGAGGAAGUUCCAUUGCCACGCCACGUGGCAUUGCCCGAUAGGUCUUACAAGGUGACCAAGAGUCUUUAUGCCACGUCAUCAAUUGGAUUGCCAAAAUUUGUGGAUGACGUGGCACCGGAUCUCGGGUGGAUGACCCAGCGAUCGAGUUGGAUCGGGUACGUGGCAGUUUGCGAGGAUCAGAGGGAGAUACAAAGGAUGGGACGGAGGGAUAUUGUGAUCGCAUUACGUGGAACUGCCACGUGUCUUGAAUGGGCCGAGAAUGUAAGGGACGUACUUGUUCAGAUUCCGGGCCAAAACGAGCAGACUCAGGGACAGCCCAAGGUAGAGUGUGGGUUCUUGAGCCUAUUCACGACACGUGGAGCUCACGUGCCAAGCCUAGCCGAGUCCGUCGUUGAGGAAGUGCACCGGUUAAUGGAACUAUACAAGGGUGAAACCCUGAGCAUCACGGUGACCGGACACAGCCUAGGUGCAGCAUUGGCCUUGUUGGUGGCAGAUGAAUUAAGUAUAAGUGCACCAGAGGUGCCACCGGUGGCGGUGUUCUCCUUCGGUGGGCCUCGUGUCGGUAACCGAGGCUUUGCAAACCGUCUCAACACCAAAAACGUUAAGGUGUUACGUAUAGUAAACUCUCAGGACUUAAUCACUAGAGUUCCGGGCAUGUUUGUGAGCGAAGGGCUCGACAAAAAGAUACGAGAAUCAGGUGCUUCGUGUGUACUUAAUGUUCUAGACAACACCAUGCCGUGGGCAUACUCACAUGUUGGAACAGAGUUAAGGGUUGAUACAAAGAUGUCACCUUAUUUGAAGCCAAAUGCAGAUAUAGCAUGCUGCCAUGACUUGGAGGCAUACCUACACUUGGUGGAUGGGUUUUUGGCAUCAAAUUGUCCAUUCAGACCAAAUGCCAAGAGAAGUCUGUGGAGAUUGUUACAUGAACAAAAAUCUAAUGUAAAAAUGUUGUACACAAGUAAGGCUAAGGCUUUACACUUAAACCUAGAAAGAGGUAGUCGUUCGAUGUCUACUUGUUUGCCUAGUCCAUCUUAG
Ilex paraguariensis (yerba mate) is the source of this 1593-nucleotide messenger RNA. Lineage: Eukaryota; Viridiplantae; Streptophyta; Magnoliopsida; Aquifoliales; Aquifoliaceae. The record is from the annotation of a GenBank genome assembly.